Molecule: messenger RNA, 840 nt
Organism: Periconia digitata
Lineage: Eukaryota; Fungi; Ascomycota; Dothideomycetes; Pleosporales; Periconiaceae
Source: the annotation of a GenBank genome assembly
ACAAGCGUCUUUCUCGUCCAAAUACACAGCCACCACCUUACCCCCUUCAAGUGUCUCUCCUUCUCCGUUUUCACCAGUCAAGCCUCCCGAUGUGCUGACGUACAGCACGUUACCAUCUUUCGAGGUCCUACCAAAAGUUUCUGCCGUUCCACCCGGAACGACCGUACUUCCCUCGCCUCCAAGUAUCACUUCUGGUUCCCCUGCUUUCCCUCCAUCCUCGGGCAACGCAAUACUGAUGAGAGUCUUUGCGUACGGCCUCACGAUGUACAACGUCUUCUCAUCCGGACUAAUCUCCAGAUCAUCCAUAAUAUACUGCUCGGUAGCCAAAAUUUCGUCUUCGCCAGUACGCAAUCCCGUGGUAGGAGAUAUCGGUGCUCGAACAACCCUUCCUGACCAUGAUUGCGUCCAAUAGAGGAAAGGUGCGCGGUACUUGAGGCCGUUCGCGCCGAGGCCGAGAGGCGCGGUUUCAUUGAAUGCAAGAUUCGGAGAUUCAAUAGCAGCGUCAUAUGUAGCGGUACCGUUCGCCUCGAGGGUUACACGCCCGAUAUUCCCGACAAAAGAAUCGGUGAAGAGAAUCGUAUCGUUGUUGACUGUCGCGAGACCGUUUGGAAGUCCAGUGUCAGGUCGACUUUCCAAAGAGCAGCACUUCCCCGCUCUGGUCCGCCAGCGCUCGUGUAGUUACUGGUCACGAUAACCCAUACAUCAUCUUGAAGCUCAGCAAUACCAGCAAUCGUGUUGUAGCCACUGUCUGUAAAGUUGUGGACUAGUGAUGCCGUGUUUGUCGUUGGGUGGAUGAGAUAAAGCUCCGCGGUCGAGCCCAGCGUACCUAUUGACAUAUCU